ACGCCACCAAACAAUGUACGAUAGUUUUCUUAUGCCGCAUACAGUGAGGAAUCAACCUAAACUCUUCUCCAGUGUUCGUGUAUGGAAGCAAAGGGUAUGCUUGGAGUGGGUGGAUAUAGGUUCGUCGAUGCUGUAGUGUGGUUGAAGAUGCUUGGAAACUGCUGGCCCAGGAGCGGUGCACCCGCCAGUCAUUUCCCCGCCCCCACCCGCGGGCAACGCACGUCAUCGGAUGCGCGAAGCAGGAACAACAUCUCUAUACAACUUGCACAUGCCGCAACCCAAGAUGUCGCAAGCACUAACUGUAUCUCUGAAAAAUGUCCGCUGGAUACUUCCCGAAACGCGAAAAGGUAGGCCUUGAAGACCUCUUCAAGGGCCUGGUUACAGCCUGCCAUAUCCUCCACAAUGCAAAAAUCCUAGACGCAUAUGGACACAUCUCGGUGCGGUCGCCGGAUAACCCUGCGACCUUCUGGAUGCCUUGCAACAUGCCGCCAGCACUCGUCAGCUCACAAGACGAUUUGGUUGAAUACAACGUGGACGGUGCGGAGGCGGUCGAGAAGAAUGCGAAGCCAGGCUACCUCGAGAGGCACAUCCAUAGUGAGAUAUACAAGAGAUUUCCUGCCAUCAACUGUGUGGUGCAUAGCCAUGCUGCCGACGUGCUGCCGUAUUGUGUAAGCGGUGUGCCACUGAAGAACACCAUACACAUGGCUGGCUUCUUGGGUACCAACGUUCCAGUCUGGGAUGCCUCGAGCCACUACCCAUCAGGCUCCAAGCAUGACCUCCUUGUCCGCGAUAGUACACUUGGCUCGUCCCUCGCAGCUGCGUUUAAACCAGCAACUUCAACUGGCUUCAUAUAUUCAAAAGUACGCUCCGCUCUGCCGACGCAGCUCGGUGGUUCAUCCGCAGAGCCCAAGAUGGAUCCUGAUCACGCAGUUGUUCUGCUCCAAGGACAUGGCUUUACGACCGUCGCGCACGGCAUCGAGGAAGCUGUCUACCAAGCGAUAUACACAAGGGAGGCAGCCACGGCGCAAACGACGGCAAUGACAAUAUUGAACGCCCACACCGGCUACGCGCUUGAAGGCAAGGUAGAUGUUCAAGCUGGUGGGAAGAUCAAGUCAGGACAUGCCAAGGUUGAGGGCGGUAAUUUGAAGUACUUGAGCGACAGCGAAUGCCAUGAUGCCUGGGAGUCGAUUUCAGGCACACUGACGAGGCCGUGGGCGCUUUGGUGCCGAGAGGUGGAAGUCAAUCCACUGUACAGAAAUGACUGCCCAGGUGGCGAUGAUUGAGCGACAAGGGAAUAUCGCACUGUGGCUAGGGUCAUCUUUAGUAACAUUCGUUCUUUUAACUGUUUCUGA
This is a messenger RNA of Alternaria alternata, 1352 nucleotides long. Its product is annotated as arad-like aldolase/epimerase. Gene Ontology annotation, molecular function: actin filament binding. Lineage: Eukaryota; Fungi; Ascomycota; Dothideomycetes; Pleosporales; Pleosporaceae. The record is from RefSeq and is a predicted model, not a curated record. The transcript is spliced from 2 exons. Gene Ontology annotation, cellular component: cytoskeleton. The coding region runs from base 315 to 1283 and encodes 322 amino acids.